Venustampulla echinocandica is the source of this 1923-nucleotide messenger RNA. RefSeq lists its product as uncharacterized. Bases 1 to 1923 code for a protein of 640 amino acids. Lineage: Eukaryota; Fungi; Ascomycota; Leotiomycetes; Helotiales; Pleuroascaceae. The record is from RefSeq and is a predicted model, not a curated record. The transcript is spliced from 3 exons.
AUGGAUGAUAUUAUCUUUUACCAACCCCGUUCAACCUCAAGCAACCGGCCUCCUCGUUUUCCAGGUACGCUCACGGCUUCAAUUAUAUCUAGAGGAUCAAUUACACCUAUUUCCGUCCGCCAAACUGCCUCGCAGCUCAGUCCACGGAACGAGAUGUGGAAAGAUCAUAUACUCAAAAACCGAGAUUUCAGCAAUCCCUCCCAGAGACCACCCUCAGCUCAGCGUUGCAGAAAUGAUACCGUUCAGGAGAUCGUUCAAGGGCAAACAACACGCUAUUCCCCGAAUAACGACGACGAUGACGACUUACCGGAUAUCGCUGAGAUCCUAUCGGGCAUAAAGCCGAACGAUGUCUCAGCAAGCGCGAACUCGAACAGCGAUGACGACGAUGGCUUUCUUGAUAUAGAUGAGCUCCUGGCAGGCCUAGGGCAGAAGAGCGUCCCAACGAGCGCGAAACCGAACUCCGGUGGCACAGCUGGAAAAGUCGACAGUGGAACUCGAGGUAGCAGUCCUGUUGACUGUAACCGCUCAACAGAAGGAAACACACAAGAUCCAAUUAUACUCAGUGACGACGAAUCUGUAGGCGCCGAUUCUGAAACCGACUACAGCAAUCUCGACGUCAACCUCACUAAAAGCGAUUCCUACUCUCUACACGUUGCAGGUAGCGACCCGGCGGGCAGUAACGGCUUCGGCUUAGCAACUACACUUAUUUCUGAUCGUCUAGUCGCAUACCACCAAGACGACGCUAACGACAACGUCAUAGCCGAUAAAGCAAGGCUUCAGCUCGCUACUGACCGUCCAAGAUCAGCCUCCCCUGGCUACGGGCCCGUCACACACCAAGCCAGGCCCCUACGAGUGAAUACCGAGAUCGCGCAACGGACCGCGAGUUACGUUGACCUCGGUGUGACCGAGGAGGUGGAAGACGAGGGUAUUGAUGUCAUCGCCAAGGGAGAUGAUGACGGCGAUGCCGACACUCGCUCUACAAAGAGAUCAAGGUCGUCUGCUAUUUCUUGCAACAAUUCAGCCUCCGAUAGCAACGUCUCCGUUUCUGAGCUGCAGGAUGGCCAACACGAUUCCGCUCAAUUCCCACAGCCAGACUUGACGAUCGGCCCUCCGCUGAGGCAUCGUCGCCGACGAGAUACUACAAGAAAUAGCUACCGCAAGCGACCACGCACGCCGGCUCCUACUGGACUGGCUAGCGCCGUUAGCACCGUUUCUGCGGCACUCGAAUCUAACGACCGUAAAGAUCCCCAGUCAGUCGCUCUGCUCGCGGCCCCGGGCCCGGAACAAGAGACCCGCGACAUUGACCAGGAAAUAGUUGAUGGAGGCACCUAUGAUUCUAACGACGAAGAUUAUAACGAUAUAAGCGACGCCGCUGCUUCUGAGAUACAAGGCCGACCACGUUCUCGGAAACGAGUCAGGCGGGCGAAGGAUACAAAACCCAACGAUGUAGAAACUCCUUCCACUAAGUCCCUCGAUAUCUUAUAUCAAGCGGCUGCGGCAACCUCGCCUAGAGGUAUUCAUGAGAGCGAAGAGAUCCCUAUUCAUGGAUAUCUUACACUAAAGACUAUCGAAUCGAAAGUCGUCUACUGUCUCACAUUUUCUCAAGAAUUGCUACCGGAGCCUAGUAGAAUAUCGCAGAAACAAGUUAUUGCUAAGAGCGUCUCUAGCAGCAGUAACAGGAGAGACUCAGAACGGCCGCCUAUACAAGAACGGGCUAUGAGUAAACUUGUCAGGAAUUCGCGAUUUUCGUCCGAAGACGACGAUCUUCUACUGCAACUAAAAGGAGAGGGUUUAUCGUGGGAUGAGAUUUCAGACCGCUUCCCGGAGAGGAGCAAGGGGACAUUGCAGGUACACUACAGUACCAAGUUGAAGCCUCGUUCGGAGACGUCCAAGAAGACAAAUAAACGCCGGAGGUCUGGGUGA